UUUAAAUAAACAGUCAAAAACUCAAAACUCAAAAGACGAACGAACGGUUAUCGCGUGUAACACUGUACUAACUUUUGUUACUGGUUAAUUUGGAUUUUAACUUAUCAGGGUGACCUUUUAUGAUCCAAUAAAGAACACGAUUGAGCUGUUACAAAAUGUCUCAACAACAAACCAAGAACUGCAUCACUUUACGAGGAUCUGCGCAAAUCCUUUGUGAAUACCUUAAGUUCGCAAUAAAUUCAGUUUUGUUUCAAAGAGGUUUAUAUCCACCGGAAAGUUUUAAAGCUGAACAACAAUACGGCAUAACGUUGCUAAUAUCCGAGGACCCACAAAUUAAGGACUUUUUGAAUAAUUUGCUUACACAGAGUGAAGAAUGGAUUAUCAAGAAGAAAAUAAACAAACUGUCCUUAAUAAUUCUCAAUGUAGCAAACAAAGAAAUUCUAGAAUGUUGGGAUUUCAAUGUUCAAUAUGAAGAUGGUGAUAUCGCUCUAUCUAAGGAGAAAAAUGAGACCGUCGGCAGUAAGGACAUUAAGAAAAUACAACAAGAGAUACGAGACGUCAUGUUGCAGGUAGCCGCAACAAUAUCAUACUUACCAUUCUUAGACUGUAGAUGUUCCUUUGACGUACUUGUACACGCUAAAACUGAUUGCGAUGUACCAGACAAAUGGGCUGAAGCAGAGCCCGUCUCAAUAGCAAAUGCACAAAAUGUACAGUUGAAAUCAUUUACCACUAGUGUUCAUAAAAUGGAAACUGUUGUAAGUUAUAAAUUUGUAGAUUAGUUUAAAUGUAAAAUUAGUUGUAUUUUAGUAUUGUAAUGUCAAUGAAAUAGCUACUAGUUACUAAGCUGUAUGCUUUUCAUGAGAUCUUAAAGCAGGUUGCCAAUGUGAAAAAGAGAAGCAGCUACAUGACCUAUUCUGCUGUGGUAUAACUAAAAUGCCAUUAUCCAACAUCUGGUAAAUUUUCAACUUUUGAUGCUACAUCAAUGAGAAAACAAAAAUCUAUCAAUCUGUGUUUGCAAAUUUUCAAUAUCUUGAAUAGUUUUGGAAAUUCACAAACACAGAUCAGAAUUUAAUUUAUACCACAGCAGUAUAAUUGCUCUGUCUCGUUUCUACAGAGGCAACAGUUCUGCCUUAAGAACUUAUAGUACAGGCAUGGAUCAUGUUUUACAAACAGUAUUAAAUAGUAAUUUUGGAAUUGAUUUUACCAAAGUUCGUUUUUAAUACAUUAUUUUUUAGUUUAAUUUUAUUAUGACAUCUGUUUUAAUGAAAUUUUGCAGCUUAAUAUGCAGGGCCCCAAUUUCGCUAUUUAGUAUGCGGUGGAACAUUUAAUUUCGAUACAACAAUUUUCAAUUUUUAUGUUAGGAAAAUGUCAAUGUCAUUUUAAUUGAAUGUCCAUUCACUCCUCAAUGAUUGCAAAUAGAAGAAUUGUGGCCCAGUUUUAGAACUUAUCUGAUGUAUAAAUUUUAUGUUUAUAAACUAGGUUAUUAUUUUUUAAACAUUGCAUCAUUAAAACAGCUUCUGCAGAGCUAUGUAUUAUAGGAAACCUGCUUAUUAUUUAAUACUCUCAUUGCUUGUCUUAGCUAUACAUACAAAAAACUACUUUUAAAUUUUGUAAAUAGUAUUUAAGAGCCAAGUCUUAACUUGUUUUUAAAUGAAAUGAUACAUUUCUGCUUUUAAACUUGUCUAUUUUAAACCAACUUCAAAAAAACGAGGAGGUCUUUGAGUUUGUUACCUCAGAACUUUGGACUGGAUAAUCUGAUUUUGAU
Messenger RNA from Trichoplusia ni (cabbage looper), 1765 nucleotides. It is a transcript of the gene mad2, whose product is annotated as mitotic spindle assembly checkpoint protein MAD2A. Gene Ontology annotation, biological process: mitotic spindle assembly checkpoint signaling. The transcript has 3 exons. Gene Ontology annotation, cellular component: nucleoplasm; kinetochore; cytoplasm. NCBI's taxonomy places the organism in Eukaryota, Metazoa, Arthropoda, Insecta, Lepidoptera, Noctuidae. The record is from RefSeq and is a predicted model, not a curated record. Bases 156 to 779 code for a protein of 207 amino acids.